UCUGUUUGUUUACAUUUUUUGGGCCAAAUAUGGCCGCUAACAAAGUCUCUUAUGGCGGUUAGAGCUCAAUAAGUAUUGACACUUUUAAAUUCUCAGGUCUUAAUUUGCACCUACUGUGCAGGUUCCGAUUUAAUUGUCUUGUUUUUCGUGUCGCUGGACUAGUCUUUACCUAAUCUUUGUGUGUGUCGUUAGCCGCUGAAGCUAGGUAGCAAGCUAAUUUCUCCAUAAGGAACAAUGACGGCGAGUUCUGCGGGUAGCAGUAGCUGUCUUGCCGCUAAAGGACUGGACAUAAGUCUGGCAGCUCUACAGCGACAAGACCCAUAUAUCAAUAACAUUGUGGACGUUGCCAGCCAAGUGGCUCUGUAUACUUAUAACAACAGGGCAAAUGAGUGGGAGAAGACAGAAGUAGAAGGCACUCUUUUCAUCUACACAAGGCUGGCAUCUCCCAGGCAUGGCUUCACCAUCAUGAACAGACUCAGCAUGGAGAAUCUGACAGAGCCUAUCACUAAAGACCUGGACUUCCAGCUCCAGGACCCCUUCCUGCUGUACCGCAAUGCACGUUUGGUUAUCUAUGGGAUUUGGUUCUAUGAUAAGGAGGACUGUCAACGCAUUGCAGAGAGGAUGAAGAUUCUGACCCAGCAGGAGCAGGUCCUGGCUCAGUCUCAGGGUGGUUGGUUGUCCCCAGGAGGAGGACGAGAUCGAAGUGAGGGGAAGGCAGUAGACAUCAUCCAGAUGCUGACCAAAGCACGUACGGAGUAUGACAAGAAGUCUACUUCAGAGCCAAAGGAGAUUGGUGGCAGCAGUGUUCUAUAUGGAAACACCAACCUGAUUAAACCAAUACCUGUUAAACCGAACACUAAGGACAGUGAAGGUCCUGCACCAAAGUCUCUGUCUCUGGCCACUCUCUUUGGCUCUCAACCUCAACAUCACCACCCAUCUAAACCUGACCCCAUGUCUCCUGUGGCUGCUCCCAGGACAGGGUCAUCACUAACCUACGAUGAUACAGUGAACUCUAGUGGAAGUGUGACCUCCAAGGGAGGGAAUAUCAUUCUUUCCGGGUGUUCAGAUGGAGUGGUUAGGGCUGCAGUCAGAGAAGAUAAUGGAACUAUUGUUGCAGGCCUACUGCCGAGUCCUGCUCAGCAGCAGAAUCAGCCACAGCACUGCCCAGCCAUCCAGAAGCUCAUGCAAGGACAGAGAGGUGUGAGUGGGGUGCUUCAGACUGUGUCCGAAUCCCCUGAGAACAGGCUGUGUGAUAGUGGGGUACCACUGGAGCAUCACCACCACCAUCACCAUCUUUACCAUCAUCAUCAUCAGCAGCAGCAGCACCAUCAUCACUAUCAACAGCCUCAACCUGACCCAAUCAAGAGACUUUUUCAAACACAGCCACCUCCUCUCCCCUCUACCUCCAUUUCCUCUGCUGCUCCCCCUGGUUGCUCCAACCCUCUUCCUCUGCAGCUCAGUCCCCAUCUCUCUCCCAAGCCCAUCAUGGGGAAUUCUGUGUCACAUCCCCAACUUCAAGUACAACAGAGCCAGCAGCUGUUUUUCAGCCUUUCUAAGCCUCAGCCAGAUGUCCAGAGCAGCCAGUCAGCUUUGACUGCACAGGCAGCAGGUUUGCUGCCAUCUCAGGUGACCAAUCACCAAGUCAUUCAACCUUCACAAGGUCUGUCUUCACAGAUGCCAGGUGUGCUGUCUCCUCAUGAGCUCCUCCAAAAGCUCCAGCUGGUCCAGCAGGAGCAAAACCUAGCUUCCCAUGACCCCCCUCGUCUCUGUCCAGGACUUGCUCCUCGAUUCCUGGGGCCCACUCCAAGUCAAGGUGCAGGCUCAGUUCUAAGCCCAAACCAGACUACAGCCAAUGCAGGUCAAAAGGCUGCAUUGCAAUUUCAGGUCAUCUCCCCCCAGCGAAUACCAGCCACUGUGGCCCCCACCCUGCUCCUGUCUCCCAGUGUGUUCAGUCAAACAAAGUCUAGCAGCGGGUUGUCAGCUAUUGUCCAGGAGAGCUGCCCUGCCCCCUCAAGCCUUUCUAGACCCCCGCUACAGGAGGAGAUCAGAGUCUUGUCCAAAACCCAGCUGCAAGCCACACUGCUGCAUCUGAUCCGGACUGACGGUUCAUUCCUGGACACCAUCUAUGAAGCCUACAUCAGCCGCUGUGUUAACAACUCCAGCAGCAAAUACUGACACCUUUCACAUCUUGUCCAGGGCACUGAGGCUCAUUCUCACACCUAAUAUGGACAUAGCACUUCCUCCUCUGAAUCCCUGCUCCAGUCACACAUACUCACUGUAUCUCUUCUGCAUGGCAUAUCCAGGUAAACUGGCUUUCUUCACUUUGAACCAAGAUACAGAAGUUAUCAAGAAUUACAAAUCUAUUUGUUUUUAUAACAAAAUAUAAAACAACUUUGUCAUCCUUUGACUGCUCUGAAAGAACAAAUUCUCCUAAUGUGAGGACCACCAUUUUUGUUCCAAAUGUCGCGUAAUAGUCUUGACCUCACGGGGAAAAUGUAGCCUGUACUUCAGUUCACUCUCAGUGAAUGCAAAAUAUGCUGCAGCCUCACAGUUUUCCCAAGGUGAUUGAGUGUAGUAGUAGCCUGCACUGUUGUAGAAGUGUAGCAGAAUUUAAUUUGUAUUUUUUGUAAUCUGCAGACUUUACUCGGUCACAGGCAUGUAACACCAGCCAGCCCCCUGGGUUCUAAUAACUAUGUCUUCCUAUUCUAAGAACUAGUGUGGCGGGAUAUGCUCUAACUUGAAGCUGAUUUUACUUAUAAAACAUGAAACGUGUUUGGUUUUCUGUACAUUUGGGAACAUAUGUUUAAAGGUCAGAAUUGUUGAUCUUUGAAUUUACAGUUCUUUUAAAUUAAGUUCUUACUAGGUUGCUUUUGAAAAAAUUUUUUAGUAAGUAUACUGUGCCAUCCAAAUACUUUUAAAAUGUAUUAAAAUGUUACCUUGUCAUUUAGACUUUUUGAAGUUUUUUUUUUUCCCAGCAGACACCAGCUGGGAUAUCUGUACCAUUAUUUCAGUUAACCAAGUGAAAACCAAUGUUGUUGCCACACAUUAGUUAGAAAGCUAUAUAUACUUUUUAAUGUAAUGAUGACUCUCCUAAGUGUGUUUGUGUGUCUAGGAGAGAAAAUCUUGUUGUGUCAGGAUGCAUUGUGACUUUACUAUUGCUUUGUUAGUCUUAUUCUUCCUCCUCUGAGUAUUAUCGUUAUGGAGAAUUCGAAGCGACAUGUAUUCAUCCAGCUUGAAGAAACAAGCAAACUAUAAGAAAUUUUCAACCUGCACUACCUCAGAGAGCUCGUUCGGAGCCAUACCUGUGUUUUUACUUGGUAGCAGAUUGUUAGUUAUGUGAUUGGAUUUGAACUUGGUUUAACAGUUAGAUAAUCGAAUCAGAAUUUUUGUUUCAACAAAAAAAAAUUUAAUUACAGAACAAAUAUUGACAAUCUUUUAAAAUAUAUUGAAAUAUUACUUAUUGUUGUAACUUUGUAAUGUUUUUGCAUGUGCAGAUCCUAAAUGAAAACAGCUAUAAUAAAACAGCUUAAUGCUCAGAUGCUUUGUUACUGAAGGUAAAUCCAGCUAAAUAAAUGUUUUCUUAGAUAAAUUUAGAUUUAAAGCAAUAAAAAAUGAUCGCAGAAACUAUAAAAACAUGUCUUACAGUAAGUGUAUGAGCAGAGGCCUGAUAAAAGAACAGUGAGAAAUAGUUCAGGAAUUGAAUUUCUAUGACACUGUUACAUAAGUACUGUAUAAAAUGUCAUAUCACAAUGUUUCUUGCUCAAUAUUACUCAGUCAAUAAAAUGAAGAUGUCGCAGUCUGUAAA
Molecule: messenger RNA, 3805 nt
Organism: Monopterus albus (swamp eel)
Lineage: Eukaryota; Metazoa; Chordata; Actinopteri; Synbranchiformes; Synbranchidae
Gene: dcp1b
Product: decapping mRNA 1B
Exons: 12
Coding region: 235-2175 (646 amino acids)
Biological process (GO): deadenylation-independent decapping of nuclear-transcribed mRNA; positive regulation of catalytic activity; deadenylation-dependent decapping of nuclear-transcribed mRNA
Cellular component (GO): P-body
Molecular function (GO): enzyme activator activity; mRNA binding
Source: RefSeq, a predicted model, not a curated record